Coccomyxa subellipsoidea C-169 is the source of this 1005-nucleotide messenger RNA. Its product is annotated as Aldo/keto reductase. The record is from RefSeq and is a predicted model, not a curated record. Lineage: Eukaryota; Viridiplantae; Chlorophyta; Trebouxiophyceae; Coccomyxaceae. The coding region runs from base 1 to 1005 and encodes 334 amino acids. The transcript is spliced from 7 exons. Gene Ontology annotation, molecular function: oxidoreductase activity.
AUGACUUGGGGUGUCCAGAACACCGAGGCAGAUGCCCACACCCAGCUGAGCUAUGCCAUCAAUGACUCCGGAGUAAACUUCAUUGAUACAGCCGAAAUCUAUCCUGUCCCACCAAGUGCGGAGACACAGGGAAAGACAGAUGAAUACAUCUCCACUUGGCUCAAAAGUCAGGCUCGUGAUAAAGUAAUCCUGGCGACAAAGGUGGCUGGGUAUGGGAAUAAGUAUCUGAGAAAGAACGGAGAGCAGACUCGCAUCACUGCUGAGCAAGUGGAGGAGAGCGUGGAGGGAAGCUUGAGGCGCCUGAAGACAGACUACAUCGACUUGUUGCAGAUCCACUGGCCAGACAGAUAUGUGCCGCUAUUUGGAGCCGCCGCAUACGAUCCAGUGAAUGAGCGAGAGGAUGUGCCAUUUGAGGAGCAGCUCAAAGCCCUUGAGAAGGUUGUCAAGGCUGGCAAGGUGCGAUACAUUGGCGUCUCCAAUGAGACAUCGUACGGGGUCAUGCGCUUUGUGCAGCUGGCAGAGCAGCUAGGACUCCCCAAGAUAGUCAGCAUCCAGAAUUCAUACAGUCUGCUGGUGAGAUCUGGCUUUGAGACGGACUUGGCAGAGGUGUGUGCUCCCACCAAAACCAAUGUCGGCCUCCUGGCCUACAGCCCACUGGCAGGCGGAUCGCUGUCUGGGAAGUACAUCGAUGGCCCGGCAGAGGGCUCCCGGUUCACCCUUUUCCCAGGUUACAUGGAGCGGUACACUAAGAGCCUGGCAAAGCAGGCUGUCGGCGAGUAUGCACAGGUCGCCCAGAAGCAUGGUCUCACUCCCACGCAGCUUGCACUGGCUUGGUGUAAAUCGCGAUGGAAUGUUGCGUCGACAAUCAUAGGAGCUACCAGUCUGGAACAGCUGAAGGAGAACAUUGGAGCAUUUGACAUCGAUCUUUCAGAGGAGGCCUUGAAGGAUAUUGACAGGGUUUACAAGCAGUUCCGCGAUCCAACUACAAAGCCAUUGGAUGACUGA